GCCUUAGAUUUUAUCGCAAAUAUUAUGCUCCUUUUAUCAGGUGUCGAAAAUCAAAACCCUAACUUACCAAAAUCUUCCAACAAGUUCCCUAAUUAGGCCAUCUCAAGUAGUAAUGGCUACUCCUACUAAGGUUAUAGCUGAAUACGCAAAAUCAAACCGGUCUACAUGCAAAAAAUGCUCAGAUUCAAUUUCUGUAAAUACACUUAGGUUAGGUCAACAUAGUAAAGAUCCAAGAGGUUAUGAUGUUACUAAAUGGCACCAUCUCAAUUGUUUCCCCUCCGAUUCUCUUCAACCUGGUUCUACUGAGAGUAUUCAAGGUUUCUCUUCUCUUAAGAGUAGCGAUCAGGAAGCUCUUGAAAAGUUAACUGCUGGACGUGAUUUGAAAUCAAAACAGGGUUCUGAUCAUGGUGAAAAGGAAGCGGAGGAGGGGAAUGGGGAAAAGAGUUCGAAAAAAUCAAAGGUUGAUAAGGUAGAUAAACACGAAGAAGAAGGUGAACAAAAGAAAGUGAAGGUCGUAGCUGAGUACGCGAAGUCUAACCGCUCUUCUUGCAAGCAGUGCACCAAAGGGAUUCCAUCAAAAACACUGAGAUUAGGCUUAGUUAGCAGUGAUCGGGGAUUUGAUAUGACAAAAUGGCAUCACCUGAAAUGCUUAUCAACUGUUCCUCUACAAGUUGAUUCUGUGGAUGAGAUAGAUGGGUUUCCAUCACUUAAGAGCAAUCAUCAAGAAGCACUGAAGAAGCUAUUGAAGGGUGAGCCGCUUCCGAUAGAGGUUCUUAAAGAAGAUGAAGCUGCACUAGAUGAACUCCAAAGUAAAUCAAAGACACCAAAGCCCUCUGCCAAGAUUGUCACUGAGUACGCAAAGUCUGGCCGCUCUUCUUGCAAGAAAUGCAGCGAGGCAAUUCCUGCGAAGUCGCUGAGGUUAGGCUCAAUCAUCAAAGAACGAGGGCAUGAUGUGACAAGAUGGUAUCAUCCAGCUUGCUUUCCUACUGAUUCGCAGCCCAUCAUUUCUGUAAAUGAGAUUGAUGGCUUUUCAUCACUUGAGAUUGGAGACCAAGAAGCACUGCAGAAGAUUAUGGAUGGAUGUGCUCAAUUGCCUAAAGAGGUUGUGGUUGAAGGAAGCGAUGGCCAAAACUCGAGAGAACUUAAAGUUCGUAAAAAAGAAGGCAAGGAAAGUAAUUCCAAGAAACUGAAGGUAGCUGAGUAGGAGAUGCUUAAUUGAUCGCCUCCUGGACCGCAUUCUCAUUCUGGAUUCUCAUGCUGAGACUGCCAGAUCAAGUUCAGAGGCAACAGGCAACGGAACCAAGCAGGGAGGCGUGGAUGUUGCUGUGUAGGAGCUUUCUGAAAGGUCGUUUAAUCUCCUCAUCUUUAAGAGGAAAGAAAAAGUAGCUUUUGACUCUUUUGGACUUGCGGUUUUUUCUGUUUUAUGUUGGUGUAGUUUUUUAUUUCGUUUUCUCUUUUCUUUCUAUUUUACUUGUGUACUUACUUCCUGUAAAUUUUAAGUCUAAGUUUGAACCAACCAAUCUAGUAAUGAUCUGCGAAAUUUUAACCUCUUC
Papaver somniferum (opium poppy) is the source of this 1553-nucleotide messenger RNA. RefSeq names its product polynucleotide 3'-phosphatase ZDP-like. The record is from RefSeq and is a predicted model, not a curated record. Gene Ontology annotation, molecular function: double-stranded DNA binding; ATP-dependent polydeoxyribonucleotide 5'-hydroxyl-kinase activity; polynucleotide 3'-phosphatase activity. Bases 113 to 1204 code for a protein of 363 amino acids. NCBI's taxonomy places the organism in Eukaryota, Viridiplantae, Streptophyta, Magnoliopsida, Ranunculales, Papaveraceae. The transcript is spliced from 12 exons. Gene Ontology annotation, biological process: DNA repair.